AUACAGAUCAGUCAGAUAUGGUCAGAUACAUAUGGAUACAGAUAAUACAUAACAAACUUACCACUACAGUCUACGUGGAAAUCUUGUGGAAUGGAAAUUAAUUGAAAAUAAAAUACUUACCUACCUAGGAAGAUUGGCUCCAGUUUUAAUAAAUAUGGAUUCCUCAUCAAUAGUGAGUUUUACAAAUGAUACAUUUCAAACCACACUCAAGGAUCAUAACAAUAUUAGUGUGCAUGAAUUAGCGCUUCACGCAAUGAGAGACCGUUGUUUACUACUUCAAAAGAGAAUAAACGCAUUAGAGAGUGAUAACAUGCGAUUAAAACUGGAUUUUACGAAGGCUACUGAGAGCAAACCCUUUGUUCCUUUACAAGAAGACGAAAAAUCAACAUUGCUUCAGAAAAUAGCUGAACUCAACAGACAGAAAUCGCAAUUAAUGCAUCAUGUAUUUAUGGUGUCGUGUGAGAAUAAAAAUUUAUGGACUAAAAUUUCAUCCAUUAAAGGUGCACCUGAUCGUGCAAGUAAAGAGUAUGUCAAACAACCAUUGUUACGGACCGAGACAUAUCUUCACAGUACUCCAAAAGGUAGCGUUGUUAAUUAUCAAGAAAAAUAUUCAGAGUCCAGCUUAGAAGAAAUAUCUUUGAAACUUAUUAACAGUUACAUUGAAGAAAAAUCUCAAUUAGUUGAGCAAUAUGAACAAAUGACACAACUUCAUGAUGACAAUGAACAUUUCUUGAAUGUAGACUCAAUUGGAUUCAACUACAUUGAAGAUCCAGCAAUGGAUUCUCUCAAAGAAAUCCAUAUUCAUACAGAAAAACUAAAUAAUUUAAAGAAAGAACUUGUUCAACAAGAAUCUGACCUCAAACUAAUAAUUUUAAAAAUUGAAUCAUUUUUCAAAGAUGGCUAUAAAUGUUCAGCAUGUAUUGGAAGUAAUACAAAGAUUAUAUCAUCAGAGCACAAAGAAAUUGAGACUAGUGACAGCCUAGCAAAUUGGGCAACCCCAGUGGAAUCUACAAAUUAUAAUAACUACAGUGAACUAAAUUCAUCAACCUUCAAGAAAAAUCUAGAUCACCAAGAAAAUAAUUUAAAAGAUGACACAGUCGAUAAAAUUUGCCCAAUGUGUGGCCAAACAUUCCCGAAAGAUGUUGCUUUUAGUGAAUUCCAAUCCCAUGUUGAAAAUCAUUUUAUAGGUGAAAGUGACCCAGAUUCUGUUAUAGACAAUUCUGAGAAUGUACCAACUUCAUUUGACAAUAUUAUAUAGAAGCCCAUUUUUUAGAUAUAGGUAAAAAAUCAAAUAGGAUAUUGCAACAUUUUAUUUGUAAAUAAUUUUACAAAGUCUUUGGCGAAUCAACAUCUGGCAAACUUAGGAUGUGACAACAUAAAUGCAACUAGAGUCUAAACUGAACUAUCAUUUAAUUUUAUUCAUAAUGUGUUAAGGCUUUUAAAACUAAUUAAAGAGACAACUAAGAACUCCAUUUAUGAUAUCUCAAAAAUUAAACCAAAAGGGCCCUUUGGUUUUAUUCUGGAGAUGUCAAGUGGAAGAUAGAACAAUUUAGGCUCUUACUAUUUAAAAAUUGUUGUAGAUUCUAGACUAUUUGACUAUAAACUAAGUUACUACUACACUUUCAAAAUUAAUUUAUUUAUGCUAAAUCAGUUGGUUUAACAUCAGUAGAGUCAGAAGGCUGCUGUGUUGUUUUUUGAAGAAGAUUCUUACUGAACCA
Messenger RNA from Plodia interpunctella (Indianmeal moth), 1718 nucleotides. RefSeq names its product spn-F (gene spn-F). Bases 155 to 1258 code for a protein of 367 amino acids. The record is from RefSeq and is a predicted model, not a curated record. Lineage: Eukaryota; Metazoa; Arthropoda; Insecta; Lepidoptera; Pyralidae. The transcript is spliced from 2 exons.